Daphnia carinata is the source of this 1262-nucleotide messenger RNA. RefSeq names its product secretion-regulating guanine nucleotide exchange factor-like. Bases 144 to 1199 code for a protein of 351 amino acids. The record is from RefSeq and is a predicted model, not a curated record. Lineage: Eukaryota; Metazoa; Arthropoda; Branchiopoda; Diplostraca; Daphniidae. The transcript is spliced from 6 exons.
ACCUACUUAGUGAACAAGUUUAAUUCAAAUUGAAUUUCAUAAGUUGCAAUUGUUUCAGAACUACCAUUCAUUCCUGUUGUUCUUGAAUCACUACAGUCGAGGAACCAGUGGCUGGUUUACUCUUCAAGCACAAGCAAAUUGAGAUGCAGCUCUUUGCAUGGGGCACUAAUAGUCAUGGGCAACUAGGACAAGGAUAUGAAUCAGAACUUGUAUCUGUUCCAACGCUAACUGUGCUUCCAGAAGAACUAGAAAAAGCAAUUGCUCACAAUUGCCAAAUAACUGGAGGAGGAAACCAUUCAAUUAUUUCUAGCAAUGGAAGAAUUUGGGGUACAGGCUUCAAUAAUGUAGGACAAUUAUGUUCUAUAGAGAAAAAAUCCAUCAGUGUUUUUUCUGAAAUUCCUACCUUGAUUAGCCGUAAUGUGACAAGUGUUGCAUGUGGAUGGGAUUUUUCCUUAUUCCUUGCAGCUGAUGGAACACUUUAUGGAUGUGGAUCCAAUUUGUUUGGCCAAUUGGGGAUUUUAAGUAAUCAUGCUGGGAAAUUGAUAGAACUCCAGAAUACAGGCAAGCAGCCAUUUUCCCAAGCAUCAGCUGGCUUGAGAAAUUCGGUAGCUGUAACUAGCAAUGGAUUUCUGCAAAUGUGGGGGUCGGAGAAGUAUGUGAAACAGGUUUCAGGAUUGUCUGCAGUUGUUAAGGUUUCUUGCGGACAGCAACACGUUGUGGCGUUGAACACCCUAAAUCAACUGAUAGCCUGGGGGACCAAUAAUCAUGGGCAGUGUGGUCAAGAGAGGUUAAAACACAUCCAAUAUCCAUCUGUUAUUGAGUGGGACGAAGAGAACGGGAAAAUAUUGGACGUUGUUUCCGGUUGGACCCACUGCAUGGUACUUACAGAUCGUCAACAAGUGUUUACAUGGGGCAGAAAUACCUAUGGUCAGUUAGGCAGGGCGUCUUUGACAAAUACUUUUCGCCCAGAAAAAAUUCCUGAAUUAGAAGGGAUCACGUCGAUCGCAGCCGGUUCUGAACACUCAAUGGCCCUUGAUACACUAGGACAGGUAUGGACUUGGGGUUGGAACGAGCACGGAAGUGUUGGAAACGGAAAUGUAGAAAACCAAUUCCGGCCCAUAAAUAUUAGUCAUUACUUUCCCGGUCGGGUUCGAUCGAUUGGCGCUGGCGCUGGACAUUCUUUUGCAAUUGUAGAAUAAGAUGAAUGGAAUAAAUCAAUACAAUUUGACCAUCUUUAAAUGGUGUAUUCCAAUUAAUCGAAA